UCACUCAUUUCCCCCAAAUUUAACCCCAAACCUUUAUAAAAUCAGAGUUCAGACUUAGCUUCUUCUUCUCCUCCAAUGCCUGAGAAUACAGACAAGAGACGGAAUCACAGUCACGUAGAGAGGCAAAGAACAGAGCUUCUUCUUCUCCGACGCCUGAGAAAACCCGUCGGCCUCCGCCUGAGAGCAGAGCUUCUUCUUCUUUUUCUUUUCCUCCGCCUGAGAACAAAGCUUCUUCUUCUACUUCUCCUCCUUCGCCUGAGAGCAGAGCUUCUUCUUCUUCUUCUCCUCUGCCGAACCCACUGCCGCGCCAUCCUUUUCAUACUCGUCGUUGCAAUAUCUUUGCCGGUCGCCGUCACUGUGAGCCCAAUGCCAGAGCAUGUCGCCGUCGUAGCUUCUUGAUUUUAUGUAUAUAUACUCAGUGAUGAGAGGUUCAGUAGCUUAAGGUGCAGGGUUAGGAGAACUGUAUGCAGAGGCAAUAGCAAGUGGAUUCCUUCUUGUGAUAUCUCGGUUGGAAGGGAAAAACAUAAUGAUAAGGAUUGUAUGCAGUGGUGGUCUUAUUCAUUGCUUAUGAUCCAGAGACUCAUUGGACAUCAUGACUUGUGCCCAUGUUUGUGGUUGCAAACAUUUCUGUUUUCAUCCUUGUCAUGCAAAUAUUGCAAAUAUUCCAGGGUAAUUGUGUCGCCAGGUUCCUUGGCAGGAUCUCUUUUCAGCCUGUUAGGGAGAAUCCACUGCUUGGCCCUUCUUCUUCAACAACCACAAAAAUAGGUGAAGAGAAGAAGGAGGAAGAGAAAAAGAAAGAAAAGAAAAAGGAGAAGAAGAAUGAAGAAAAGAAGGAAGAAGAGUCUCCAACAGAAGAAAUAGUACUUAAGGUUGAUAUGCAUUGUGAAGCUUAUGCAAGGAAAGUUGCAAAAGCAUUAAAAGGCUGUCAAGGUCAUUCAUUUUCUUCUUUCAGCAAAAGGUAUGAUGCAGCAAAAGAGUCAAAUACUUCAUGUUUAAUCUUGUACAAGCCUAUCCUAAAAGAUCUAUCACCUUGGUUUCACAUGGAUGUGACUGGCACUGAGGAUGGUAUUAAGGAGCCAAUAGCAACUUUCUCAGCUUGUUUUGGUGCUGCUUUCAUAAUGCUAUACCCAACAAAGUAUGCUACAAUGCUUGCUGAGAAGAUGGAGAAGCACGGCGCUACCGGCUGGCUUGUUAAGACGGGUUGGUCUGGUGGUAGGUAUGGUUAUGGUAGUCGUAUCAAGCUACCCUACACAAGAAAAAUCAUUGAUGCUAUUCACUCUGGAAGCCUCUUAAAUGCUGAGUACAAGAAGACUGAGAUUUUUGGGUUUGAGAUCUCAACUGAAGUUGAAGGGGUCACUUCAGAAAUUCUUGAUCCUAUUAACACUGUUAGUAGUUUGUGUUGGAUGUGUAUGUCUAACCAAUUCAAAAUAUUAUAGCCUAUAGGACUAUCAUAUUUAUAUUGUCUUGAAUUUUUAUGUUGAAUCUUAUAUGUUAGAUAAUUAUUUAUUAUUUUGAUAAGUUUGUAAAUUGAUUAUAUCUAAU
Messenger RNA from Arachis stenosperma, 1542 nucleotides. RefSeq lists its product as uncharacterized. Bases 606 to 1436 code for a protein of 276 amino acids. Gene Ontology annotation, cellular component: cytosol. The record is from RefSeq and is a predicted model, not a curated record. NCBI's taxonomy places the organism in Eukaryota, Viridiplantae, Streptophyta, Magnoliopsida, Fabales, Fabaceae. Gene Ontology annotation, biological process: gluconeogenesis. Gene Ontology annotation, molecular function: phosphoenolpyruvate carboxykinase (ATP) activity; ATP binding. The transcript is spliced from 9 exons.